CCUGUAACUGCGACCCCGUGGGGUCGGUGCGGGAUGACUGCGAGCAGAUGACGGGGCUGUGCUCCUGCAAGACUGGCAUCACUGGCAUGAAGUGCAACCAGUGCCCCAACGGCAGCAAACUGGGCAUGACUGGCUGCGAGAAAGACCCCUCGGCCCCAAAAUCCUGCGAGGAGAUGAGCUGCGAGUUCGGGGCCUCCUGCGUGGAGGUCAACGGCUUUGCCCACUGCGAGUGCCCGUCCCCGCUGUGCUCAGAGGCCAACAUGACCAAGGUGUGUGGCUCUGACGGUGUCACCUACGGGGACCAGUGCCAGCUGAGGACCAUUGCCUGCAGGCAGGGCCAGGUCAUCACGGUGAAGCACAUGGGGCAGUGCCAUGAGUCCAUCACCCACACGAGCCACCCAUCACCUCCCACGCCGCUGCCCACGCUGCCCUUGGACCGGCUCGUCCUCCCCCCACCCCUGCCCCUCACUACCCAGGCUCCGCAGCCCACCGAGGUGGCCACCAGCUCCCCGCCGCUGGAAGCCAAGCCCACGGAACGGGGUCGCCCCACGACGAGGCGCGUCACGACGGCCAGGCCGGCCACCACGCCCUGGGCCACCCACGGUGGGCACAAGACCACGGUGCGGCCUCUCUCCACCGCCCCGGUGGUCCUGGCCACCCCCCAGCCUGCCUACGGGGAGUCGGGCAGCGCUGAGGGCAGCGGGGACCAGGAGAUGGGCGCCAGCGGGGACCAGGAGUCCAGCGGGGCGGGUUCUGCCG
Messenger RNA from Neopelma chrysocephalum (saffron-crested tyrant-manakin), 759 nucleotides. RefSeq names its product agrin-like. The record is from RefSeq and is a predicted model, not a curated record. Gene Ontology annotation, biological process: cell differentiation; negative regulation of serine-type peptidase activity; central nervous system development. Gene Ontology annotation, molecular function: serine-type endopeptidase inhibitor activity; protein binding. NCBI's taxonomy places the organism in Eukaryota, Metazoa, Chordata, Aves, Passeriformes, Pipridae. The transcript has 4 exons. The annotation marks the transcript as partial.